Messenger RNA from Diutina rugosa, 1677 nucleotides. RefSeq lists its product as uncharacterized. Gene Ontology annotation, molecular function: monoatomic cation transmembrane transporter activity. Gene Ontology annotation, cellular component: membrane. The coding region runs from base 1 to 1677 and encodes 558 amino acids. The record is from RefSeq and is a predicted model, not a curated record. Lineage: Eukaryota; Fungi; Ascomycota; Pichiomycetes; Serinales; Debaryomycetaceae. The transcript has a single exon. Gene Ontology annotation, biological process: monoatomic cation transport; transmembrane transport.
AUGGUCUCCACUGAUCGGGAAGAGCCGCAGCCGUAUCUGGGCCCCUACACCAACUCCCAUUACGCUGCCCGCGCCCACAACGAGGGCAGCCGUCUUUUGGGGGCUACUUACAACGAUGAGCGCCACCGGCUGAGAGAACGCCGGGACCAUCUGGUUCCUCGCUACCGUGACAUGCUGACUGGUCGCUACCGCUACCGUGAAUUGGACACCCUGGACCGGGUGUGGGGCUACGGCGGCGCCAGCGAGCGGCGGCGCCUGGCCACUGACCUCACCAGCAUGGCGCCGAACAAACCGCUCUUCCAGCGGCUUUUGCUGCACCACUACUCAGUGCUGAACCCGCUGGCGAUCGACCCCAAUGCCGAGGACUCGUUUGUCAUGGAUGACGCCCUGGUGUACUCGCAGCCGCUGUUGAUGAGACCGCAAAAGCUCAUCGGCCAUUACAAGCGGCUCGCCGACUGGCAGGAGUUUACCCGCGAUAUCUACGAGGUACCGGCAGCCACGCGGGAAUAUUAUAUUGAGCAGAACUCGUUGAUUGAGCGAUACUGUGAGAUUGACAACUUUUUGGACCACGGUCAUAUCCAUUACGACACAUUACAGAACUACGAAACUCAGGACGACUUGACACCAGUGUUUGAACACGAUAACGAAGACGCUGAUGGCGACAAGAGUCCGCAGCAGCAAAAGGGUAAGCGCACGAAAGCGGCGCCGCUUCCUGUGGACGCCGAGGGCGGCAUCUUAGCCCACCACUACCUCGGCUUCAACGAAAAGGAGGAACACCUGGCAGUGGUGCUCGCCAUUAUCGUCAAUUUUGCCAUCAACAUCAUCUUGCUCAUUGGCAAAAUUGUCGUGGCGCUUCUUACCAAUUCGAUCUCGAUGGUGGCUUCGCUCGUUGAUUCGGUACUUGAUUUCUUAUCGACGUUUAUUAUCUUUGUUGCUAACAAAUUGGCGCUGAAGAAGAACUGGCGCAUCCAGCACUUGUACCCGGUGGGGAGACUGCGACUUGAACCGCUUGGGGUGCUCAUUUUCUCAGUGAUCAUUGUCAUUCUGUUUUUUCAAGUUGGCCAAGAAGCUGCUAAACGGUUAUUUUGGCCGGCGCCAGAACACAAAGUGCCCGCCACCAUUGGUAAGGACGCCAUGGCCAUCAUGGUGUUCACCAUUGUAUGUAAGCUUGGCUGUUGGGUGUGGUGUGCGCUGAACCCCAACCUGAGUGUGCAGGCGCUUGCCCAGGACGCCAUGACUGAUAUUGUCUUCAACACAGUGCUGUUGCUCAUGCCGGCAGUAGGUCACUGGUUUGACAUCUGGUGGCUUGACCCGUUGGGUGCGUUUGGGCUUUCGAUUUACGUGAUUGUGCUGUGGUCGCUGACGGCUAUCGAGCACAUUCAGAAGCUCUGUGGCGCCGCCGCUGACAUUGAAGACUACAAAACGAUAUUGUACUUGGCGUACCGGUUUGCUGAACCCAUCAACAAGAUUACGGCGUUAAAAACGUAUCAUUUCGGGGAAAAGCUCGUGGUGGAAAUUGACGUGGUGUUUGACAUUGAGAAGUACCGCCUCAACUUUAAGGACUGCCACGAUCUUGCCGAGCUGUUGCAGUAUGCUCUUGAGUCGUUACCCAUGGUGGAGCGGGCGUUCGUCCAUAUCGACUACAUGGUGGGCAACUACAAAGGCCACCUACACUAA